AUGCGUGGAUUCAUUGUAUUGUGUUUAUGUGCCGUGUCAAUGGCUGCACCUCAGGGUUACAACUACAAUCAAGGUGCUGUAUCAGUGCAACAAUCUGGAGCUGGAGGUUUUGGUGGUAGUUUUAGCGGUGUUGCUACUUCAGCUACAGGCGGUGGUGCUUUCUUCCAAGGUGGCCAAAGUAUUCAACAAUCUGGCUUUGGAGGACACCAACAAGUGCAGCAACAACAACAGCAACAUCAGCAACAGCAACAAGCAAUCGUUUCAAAACGUUUCUUUAUCCACUCUGCUCCUGAAGAUGUAGAGGAAGACUACAAAGAAAAACACAUUACAGUUGGUGUACCCAAGAAGAACUACAAUGUUGUUUUCAUUAAAUCCCCAGCUAAGUCUAACAAGAAGACCGCCAUUAAAAUUAGCCCUGCUCCCAAUGAGGAGAAGACUGUCAUUUAUGUGCUCAGCAAGAAAACCGAUGCUUCCGACAUCCAAGCCGAAGUUAUUGAACAUGCCACCACCACUGCCAAACCUGAAGUAUUCUUCAUUAAAUACAAGACCAACGAAGAAGCCAAUCAUGCCCAAGAACAAAUCCAAGCCCAAUACGAUGCUUUGGGUGGUACCAGCCAGGUUACCGAUGAAGGUGUUGCUCCCGUUACUUCAGUUAUUGGUUCAUUGGGUGGUGGAGAUGCUGGUGCAGCUGCAGGCUCAGGUUUUGGUGCUGGCACUGGCACUGGCACUGGUGUUGGUGCUCAUGUUGGUGGCUCUGCCAGUUUUGGUGGAGUUCAAACAGGCUCUGGCAGUUUCGGUGGUGUUCAAACUGGUGCCAUUUCCGGUGCAACCAAUAACAAUGCUUAUUUGCCACCAAAUUUCUAUUAA
Calliphora vicina (urban bluebottle blowfly) is the source of this 867-nucleotide messenger RNA. It is a transcript of the gene TwdlV, whose product is annotated as TweedleV. The record is from RefSeq and is a predicted model, not a curated record. The coding region runs from base 1 to 867 and encodes 288 amino acids. The transcript is spliced from 2 exons. NCBI's taxonomy places the organism in Eukaryota, Metazoa, Arthropoda, Insecta, Diptera, Calliphoridae.